AACGUGUUUUUUAAUAUAAUUAAAUUAAAUAUAAUUCCCGUAAUCAACCAUAAAUUAUCCGCAACCCAUAUACACGGGUCCUCUUCCUCGUCCAACCAGGCGGCUAAAUCAAUUUGGGAGACGUCAACGGAACCCUAGGCGGUUCCUCUUCCUCAACCGACCCUCGCUCCUUCCAUUGCCGCUCCCUGCAGACGAUCGCAUCCCCUUACCCCUGCCUUGCGCUUCAUCCUCGCUUCCAGAACCACUCUGCCCCUCAUCCGCUGAAAGACCGUUGAUUGCCCUUGCCCUGUUAGGAGCCUCGCGCCUUCGCGCAGAAGCAACCAGACCGCCGGGCAUAUUCUCCACUCUCACUACAUCCUCUCCCUCCAUCCUUUUCGUCCGUUGAACCACAAGAAGAAAACAGCCGAGAAACCCUCAAGCACGCUGACAAAGCAAAUCGCGGCUCCCGCAGAUAAGCUGCGCGCUUAUUGUUUGUAUUAGAAGAUCUCAUUUUGAACUUUUGGGAUUGACAACCGUGUGUGCGAAAAAAAGAAGCUUUUGGAAGAUUCAUCUCUGUGAAACUUGCCAUAAAAAGAGUCCAUGUGAAUCUCAUUCAUAUGAUGGGCAACACGAUCAGUUGCUUCAAAAAGACCACAACGUCCACAAGAGACAUUUAUGGUCGUAAAAUGCGUAUAAAAACUGCCGGAAAAGACAGCAAUGGUACAUUUAUCUUGGGCUAUAACUGUCUCACUCACAGUAAUGUAAUCAUUCAAAAAAUAUAUCAUUCGUGGGCAAAUCCUGAAGCCGCUCGUUCAGAGAUAAUGAAAGAGACUUCAGUGUUGAUGAAGUUGAGGCAUGAGAACAUUGCAAGAUUGCUUCAUGUUGAAAUGGGAGACAUGUCUCUGGGCUUAGUUUAUGAGCAUGAUGAUCAUUGCUUUUUCAUGGAGAAGAGAAAAAUUCCUGUCAGGGACCCACAUAAAAUAAAGACUCAUUUACAUCAAAUUCUUUCUGCUCUUGCGCAUUGCCAUUCUCUGAACGUUCUUCACCGAGAUUUGCGACCAAAUCACUUGCUGAUGGACAGCAAAGGCAAUGUCAAGCUUGCUGGUUUUGGAUGGGCUGUACUUGAGGCUGAUAAAUCGGCUACAAUUAUGAGUGGCACUUUGCCUGUCGAUCCUUUACCGAGGAAUGCACCUGAAUAUAGACCUCCUGAAUAUUUCCUAACACUAGAGGAAUGGUCUGAAGCAUCUGAUGUAUGGUCAGUGGGAUGUAUAUUUGCUGAGAUGGUGACACAAGAACCACUAUUUGUCAAUGCUGAUGGAUCGCUUGGUUAUCCUGGAGCUCAGGCACACAAGAUUUUGCAGGUUGUCGGCCCACCUGAGGAAGAUCAACUGCUGCCUGGAUACACAGAGAUGUGCCGUUACCCUCUAAGCAGGCCUCAGUACAGACGCAUGGACUUUGCUAAAAUGUUCCCUGGUCUAGAAGAAUCUGGCAUCGAUCUUCUCUCGCAAAUGCUUCGUGUUGAACCGUCAAGGAGGAUCAAAGCUAAGGAUGCACUUGGUCAUGAGUACUUCCAUGAUUUGGACAAACCUAAAUGAGAGCCCGUCUGCCUUCCAAUUAACGAAUCUUUGGCCCGGCAUCUUUUGUGAUGAGUGGCUUCUUUGUGUGAAUAUGGAACCCUUAACUUUGUUUUAUGAGAAUAUGGCCUCAAAAGUCGUGAAUGCACUUAUUAUUAAUAAUUAUUUAAUGUCUUCUGAAUAGAUCAGUUCGAACCCUUUUGGCUUGAUAACCUUGAUUACCUUUUGCUUGAAUUAAAUAAAAAUGUUCUA
This is a messenger RNA of Cuscuta epithymum, 1805 nucleotides long. The record is from the annotation of a GenBank genome assembly. Lineage: Eukaryota; Viridiplantae; Streptophyta; Magnoliopsida; Solanales; Convolvulaceae.